Molecule: messenger RNA, 1022 nt
Organism: Brassicogethes aeneus
Lineage: Eukaryota; Metazoa; Arthropoda; Insecta; Coleoptera; Nitidulidae
Source: the annotation of a GenBank genome assembly
CACCUCAUCGAUUGUCAAACUUCCAGCAGGUUUAUUUUUAAAAUUGAUGGAAAGUGUUUUAUGAUUAAAAACAACAUAAAAAAUUAACAAAAAUAGAUUGUAAACGUUAAAAUGAACCGGUGGUUUUCUUUGAUUUCGAUUUUGCUGUGCGUUUCGUACGGAAGCUGUAUAAUGUGGACUUUGCAACCGAACACACAAAAAUGUUUAAGGGAAGAACUGCAACAGAACGUACCGGUUAUCGGAGAAUUUGAGGUGUCUGAGGCCCCCGGACAAACUAUUGAUUAUGUGGUUACAGAUUCCAAGGGCCAUAUUUUAGCCAAAAGGCAGGAUGUUAGCAAGGGAAAAUUCUCCUUUAACACUGAGAGUUACGAUACUUAUGAAAUCUGUUUUGUUUCCCAUGUACCACCAAAUCAACGUGGAAUUUCACAAGAAGUUUCUUUAAUAACUAAACAUGGAGUGGAAACUAAAAAUUAUGAUACUUAUGGGGAAGCAGCCCAAUUAAAACCUAUAGAAAAAGAAUUAAAACGGUUAGAGGACUUAUCCAGUGCUAUCGUGCAAGAUUUUGCCUUCAUGAGAAAAAGAGAGGAAGAAAUGAGAGAUACAAAUGAAUCCACAAAUUCCCGAGUAUUAUACUUCUCAAUUUUAUCUAUGUUGUGUUUGUUGGGUCUGGCAACAUGGCAAGUACUAUACUUAAGAAGGUAUUUCAAAGCUAAGAAACUUAUCGAGUAAAAUAUUUCCAAAUUUUGCCAACUUGUUAUUUUUUAUGAAGUUUUUUUGUUAUUUCUCAAUUUACAUCUGCAACAACAAUAUUAUGAAAAGUUUUAAACUGUACAUUUUUACACCGAUUUGUACGCAAAAUUAUUGGACAAUAACAGUUUAAAACUAAAAAGAAAAUCUGUUGAUUUAGCGUUACGCUACAAAUAAGACUCCUCAGCAGAUUUUAAACUUAAUUUAUUAUUAGAAUUUUUGUAUAAUAAUACAUUCACAACUUGUAACAUAAAAUAAAAUUCAUAAUUUUUUAA